Messenger RNA from Megalobrama amblycephala (Wuchang bream), 1936 nucleotides. It is a transcript of the gene dph1, whose product is annotated as diphthamide biosynthesis 1. Lineage: Eukaryota; Metazoa; Chordata; Actinopteri; Cypriniformes; Xenocyprididae. Gene Ontology annotation, molecular function: 2-(3-amino-3-carboxypropyl)histidine synthase activity. The transcript is spliced from 12 exons. The coding region runs from base 1 to 1332 and encodes 443 amino acids. The record is from RefSeq and is a predicted model, not a curated record. Gene Ontology annotation, biological process: protein histidyl modification to diphthamide.
AUGCGUAAUGUCUGUUUCACUCCACGUGCACUUGUUUGGGGAAAGAUGGCGGCUCCCACUAGCGAGAUUGAAGUGCUUACUGCGAAAAAACCUAAUGUGCGAGGACCGAGGAGAGUGGCAAACCAGAUUCCUGAUGAGAUCCUCAAAGAUCCAGAGCUCAACGAGGCAAUUAAGGCUUUGCCAGCGAAUUACAAUUUUGAGAUCCACAAAACAAUAUGGAGGGUGCGACAAGCCAAAGCCAAGAGGGUGGCCUUGCAGUUGCCCGAGGGUCUGCAGAUGUUUGCCUGUGCGAUCGCUGACAUCAUUGAGAGAUUCACAGAGGCAGACACUUUGGUGAUGGGAGAUGUGACAUAUGGGGCCUGCUGCGUGGACGACUUUACUGCGCGUGCUUUGGGAGCCGACUUCAUGGUGCAUUAUGGGCACAGUUGUCUCAUCCCCAUAGACUCGACUGAGGGCAUCAAGAUGCUGUACGUGUUUGUGGACAUCCAGAUCGACACUGCCCACUUCCUGGACACACUCAGGUUUAACUUCCCUCCUGGCCAUUCGCUCGCCCUCGUCAGCACCAUCCAGUUUGUGGCUGCUUUGCAGGCAGCCAGUGCAGAGCUGAAGCCAGAUUACGAAGUGUUAGUACCUCAGUGUCGGCCGCUCUCUCCUGGGGAGAUCCUCGGGUGCACCUCACCUCGCCUGGAGAAGCAUGUGAAUGCCGUCAUCUAUCUUGGGGAUGGAAGGUUUCAUUUGGAAUCCAUCAUGAUUGCCAACCCAGAGAUACCUGCCUACAGGUAUGACCCAUACAGUAAAGUGUUUUCUCGAGAGUAUUAUGACCAUGAGGCAAUGCGGGCCACGAGACUGCAGGCUAUAGAGAGAGCUCGCUCGGCCCAGAGAUGGGGCCUCAUCCUAGGCACCCUUGGCCGUCAGGGCAACCCCAAAAUUUUGGAGCACUUAGAGUCUCAGUUGGAGUCUUUGGGCCGUUCGUUCACGCGUGUGCUCCUGUCUGAGAUCUUCCCCAGCAAGCUGGAGCUCCUGGCAGACGUGGACGCGUGGGUGCAGAUCGCUUGUCCUCGCCUCUCCAUCGACUGGGGAACAGCUUUUUCCAAACCCCUGCUGUCUCCAUAUGAGGCAGCAGUAGCACUGCAGCAGGUGGGAUGGCAGGAAGUGUAUCCUAUGGACUUCUAUUCCAAUCAGAGCCUGGGGGCUUGGACUCCUAAUCACCCAGACAACCAACCAAAAAGACCUUCACGCAAACCCACCCAGAAGGCGGGUUCAGAUGCCGGUCAGCAGGUGAGGAGCUGUGGCCGUGAGCAGAGCGCCUCCUGUGGUUGCCAGGCGGAAUAAACGCAGCCCUCAGCACGGCCAACCACAGAUCAUCGUGGACAUCUGCAGGAGACAAGCAAGCCAAUCGGAUCUCACUAUUGACAUCAAAGCUCUGUCUCCACAACGCACUUCUUCAAAUCAGCACUCUGUUGACAUGCACUAUGAGUGAGAGACGAGGGAAAAAACGCAAGUGAGAGGGAGAAUGAAUAAGUCUGUGUGAGAGGAACACAAAAAUAUGUAUGUUUCUAUUUGACAUGUCGCUGGUGUGUGAGAAAGAGAUAAUUUGUUGAAAAGAGCGCUGACCCUGAAAGCACAGUGUUUCGUCUUACGGCGUGUGGGUGGUUUUAGUUAAACGUAAUCAUCUUGUCUCUCACUUAGAAAGGAGCUGCCAGCCACUUUGCAUUGGUGACCUUCAUCCUUUCAAAGUUACAGCGGGAAACAAGAGCGCGUUCAGAAUUAUUCCUCUGCAAUGAAAGAUAAUACUCGUUCUAAAUUCCGACCCUGGCUUUUAUAUUUCUCAUUAUGUCGGGUCGAGUAGUUCUCCGACAUAAAGGAGCUCUUUGAAUGUUUUGUAAAGGAUGCGUUUUAGUUACAUGCAAAAUAAAAUAAAAUGAUUUGUUUACAA